This is a messenger RNA of Xenopus laevis (African clawed frog), 614 nucleotides long. RefSeq names its product tubulin folding cofactor A L homeolog (gene tbca.L). Gene Ontology annotation, cellular component: cytoskeleton; microtubule cytoskeleton; cytosol. The coding region runs from base 124 to 450 and encodes 108 amino acids. The transcript is spliced from 4 exons. The record is from RefSeq and is a predicted model, not a curated record. Gene Ontology annotation, molecular function: tubulin binding; beta-tubulin binding. Gene Ontology annotation, biological process: protein folding; post-chaperonin tubulin folding pathway; tubulin complex assembly. Lineage: Eukaryota; Metazoa; Chordata; Amphibia; Anura; Pipidae.
UCACGUGACUUGUCUCCCAGGCAACGGCUACCUGCGCCUCCGCGUUUGCCGCUUUCUUCCAGCAGCGCUCAUUGUCCCUGUUUAGUGACGUCACUGGUCAUUCUGUCAAUCUCCUCCGGUAACAUGGCGGACCCACGCUUGAGGCAAAUGAAGAUCAAAACCGGCGUGGUAAAACGUCUUGCCAAAGAAAAAAUUAUGUACGAGAAAGAAGCCAAACAGCAGGAAGAAAAGAUUGAGAAGAUGAAAAGUGAAGGAGGAGAUGAAUAUGUUAUUAAGAAACAGACAGAGGUUUUACAGGAAUCCCGAAUGAUGAUCCCAGACUGCCAUCGCAGAUUAGAAGCCGCAUAUGGUGACCUUACACAGCUUCUGGAGAAUGAAAAAGAGUUGGAAGAGAAGGAAGAAUACAAGGACGCACGUUCCAUGUUGGAUUCGGUGAAGUUAGAAGCAUGAGAACUUUUGGCCUUUUGUUUUUUUUUUAAUUUGUAAAAACAGUAAUAAUCCAGGUACUGCAAGGUCUGGACAAAUCUCAGUUUGAAGGAACAUGAAGACACUUAUUCCAAAUAUCUGUUAUCCUGAAACAUUCAAACAAAAUAACAAUAAACAAGUAGAGACAA